AUGAAUUGCCCGAAUAGUGUUAGUGAUUUCAGACCCAUUGCUUGUUGCAAUGUGGUCUAUAAAACUAUCAUGAAGGUGUUAUGUGCUAGAAUGAGACAGGUCCUUCCAAGCCUAAUUGCGGAUAACCAAGGAGGGUUUGUCCAUGGCCGAUAUAUUUCUCAUAAUAUUCUUAUUUGCCAAGACCUUGUUAAGCUUUAUGGUAGGCAAACUGCUUCUCCCUCUUAUAUGAUCAAGAUGGACCUCAAGAAAGCUUAUGACACAGUGGAGUGGGAGUUCAUUCGGGAAAUGUUAGAUGCCCUUCUUUUCCCCACUGCUUUUAUUAAUCUGAUCAUGGAAUGUGUCACAUCUCCCAAGUUUUCCUUGCUCAUCAAUGGCUCGUUACAUGGCUUCUUUUCUUCUAGAAGGGGGUUACGACAAGGAGAUCCAUUGUCUCCACUUCUAUUUGUGAUUGGCAUGGAAUAUUUAUCCCGUUUGCUUUCUUUGAUCUCUAAGAAGAAGGAAUUCAAGCAUCACCCGAGAUGUAAAGCUUUAAGAUUGAAUCACCUUUGCUUUGCUGAUGACGUUUUGCUUUUCUCUAAAGGUGAUACUAUGUCCAUUCUUCUUUUGUUGAGAGCCUUCAAGAGGUUCUCGAACACAUCUGGACUGCAUGCAAAUCCUUCCAAAACUUCCAUUUAUUGUGCUGGGAUGAAGAAUGAAGAUGUUGAGUACAUUCUAAAUGCCUCGGGGUACACUCAAGGCCAGCUCCCAUUUCGGUAUUUGGGGAUUCCUAUUUGCUCCAAAAGAAUUUCCAAAGCUGAAUGUGAAAGUAUAAUUGAGAAGAUGGUGGCUCGAAUUAGAGUUUGGAGCUCUCGGCAUAUUUUAAUCAAUAGCAUUUGUCGUGCUUUUCUUUGGAAGAGUAAUUCAAACUCUUGUGGUCCGGGUCUUGUUGCUUGGAAGAAUAUCUGUCUUCCUAAAGAUGAAAGGGGGCUUGGUUUUCGUAAUAUAGAACACUGGAAUAUUGGAGCUUUGAGUAGGUAUGUUUGGGAUAUAGCCAAAAAGAAAGAUAAUCUCUGGGUUCGUUGGGUACACUCUGUAUAUAUCAAAGAUGAUUGUUGGUGGAGAUAUGAGGCUCCACAAAAUGCUAGUUGGUAUUGGAAAAAGAUUGUUAUGGUCAAGAACAUCAUCAAGAACAAUAUGGAAGAAUCUAUCUUCACCCAAAUGAACUUUAGUAUCACUAAAGUUUGCUCUCUUCUUUGGCCGAAGUCAAAUGACAGGAAGGUUUGGUUUUCUUCCAUUUGGAAUCGGCUAAGUACUCCCAAGCACAAGUUCAUCACUUGGCUUGCUUGUUUAAACAGGUUACAAACUAGAGAGAGACUCCUUAAAAUUGGACAUAUUGUUGAUGCUAAUUGUCCUUUUUGUGGUGCUCAUUUAGGGUCGCAUCUACACCUCUUCUUUAGGUGUCACUAUAGCUCUACAGUGGCCCAAAUUAUCUUUACUUGGGCAAGUUUCAAUGUGCAUAAAAUGGAGCUAGAAGCUUGUAUCAAGAAGAUCAAGAGGACGAAGCAAUCCAAAUUUCGAAGAGAGGUAUAUCUUGCCAUUGUGAAUAGCCUUGUAUAUAAUGUUUGGGAAGCUAGAAACAAUACUUUGUGGAAUGAUAAUGUGUAUACUGUUAAUACUCUUGUACAGAAAAUUAAAAGAGGAAUUUGUAAUAGGUUUUCUCUUUUUAAAAAUGAGAAAACAAGUCAUAGUGAUUGUAAUUGGUUUGAGCAAAUGAGCCAUGUUUAG
Molecule: messenger RNA, 1764 nt
Organism: Humulus lupulus (European hop)
Lineage: Eukaryota; Viridiplantae; Streptophyta; Magnoliopsida; Rosales; Cannabaceae
Exons: 2
Coding region: 1-1764 (587 amino acids)
Source: RefSeq, a predicted model, not a curated record